Branchiostoma belcheri (Belcher's lancelet) is the source of this 3795-nucleotide messenger RNA. Its product is annotated as serine/threonine-protein kinase/endoribonuclease IRE1-like. Gene Ontology annotation, cellular component: IRE1-TRAF2-ASK1 complex. Gene Ontology annotation, biological process: mRNA processing; intrinsic apoptotic signaling pathway in response to endoplasmic reticulum stress; protein phosphorylation. NCBI's taxonomy places the organism in Eukaryota, Metazoa, Chordata, Leptocardii, Amphioxiformes, Branchiostomatidae. The record is from RefSeq and is a predicted model, not a curated record. Gene Ontology annotation, molecular function: ATP binding; protein serine/threonine kinase activity; RNA endonuclease activity. The coding region runs from base 219 to 3122 and encodes 967 amino acids. The transcript is spliced from 2 exons.
ACGUAUGGGGUCUUCCAACUAAUUGGUGAACUCCACGUCAGCCUUAGGGAAGGGGAAGUUGUUAUGGUCUGACGUGUUAAACUUCGAGUUGCCGCCUUCCUCACCCAUUCGCCUUUUCACUGGAGUUUCUUAGGGCCUUUUACUAGUCAGCAAUGGUCUAUGACACCGUUGGAAAGAUCAAAGAUUGACUAACGUGACGAGAAAGCGUUUAGACGUGGAUGUCGUCCCACCGGAAACGACACAACAACAACGACAUCAUGUUUGUGUGGCUCCAGUUUUUCUUGUCGUUUCUAGUUCUGGUGUCGCCGGUGUUUUCUGAGCGAGCCACGCCGACUACCCUGUCUGUGCCGGAGUCUCUUCUCUUCGUGUCCACCCUAGAUGGUACUCUGUACGCCAUCAGCCACAGGACUGGGGCCGUACGGUGGCUUUUGAAGGAAGACCCCGUCAUACAAGUCCCCACAGACAUCACCACAGGUCCAACCUUCCUCCCUGACCCUAAGGAUGGUUCUCUCUACGUCUUCGGCGGCGCCGGGACCACAGAAGGACUCGCAAAACUCCCGUUUACGAUCCCAGAACUGGUGAACGCCUCUCCCUGUAAGAGUUCGGACGGGAUUUUAUACACGGGGAGGAAGACCGAUACGUGGUACGCCAUAGACCCGGUGACAGGCAUCAAACAACAGAAGUUAACCAUGGAAGGAACUGACCGCGUCUGUCCCAGUUCGGACGCCUCCACACUAUUUCUUGGUCGAACGGAGUACAACAUCGCCAUGUUUGACAGUAAGACACGAGAGCUGCGGUGGAACGUGACGUACAUGGACUACUCCGCGCACGUGGCGAAGGACAGCAGCGACUACCCGCUGCGCCACUACUGCUCCAGCUCGGACGGCCUCAUGAUCACGGUCGACUCCGUGUCUGGGAAAGUAUUAUGGGAUGCAAACUUCACCUCCCCCGUGAUCGCCAUGUAUGCCUGGGACAAGGACGAGAUGAAGAAAGUGCCGUUCACGAACAUCGCCAUGGAAACCCUGGAACAGAUUGUUGGACAGGUGAGGGUGCCCGCGUGGGGCGAGCUCAUCAUGGGGAAAUCCCAAGAGACCAAGCUUCUUCCUACGCUGUUUGUCGGGGAGUACGCCCACGGUUUGUACGCGAUCCCUUCUCUUGUAGACGAGGAUGUCACGGUCUCCCCACGGAAUGAAGUACCCCUACUAGACGGGCCGACUCCUCCGCCAAGCCUGCCCCCGACCACGUCCAUCCCCAGUACCGGGAUGCACAGCGAGUCCGCCCGCGCUACCACCAAGAGGAGGGGUUCGGUGGUACUCGGUCAUCACGAGUCCCCACUCGUGGUGAACUCUCGCUUGCAACCCAGUCGACAUAUCCCCCACAACACCGUAGACCCCAGCCUACCCAUACGCGAGGAUGGCAACAGGAAAAACAGAAGCAACCCAGAUGUGUUGAUAGAGUAUGACGAAUCUGGCAUUCCGGACUGGCUUAUACUUGUUAAUGGGAUUGUCAUAGGGGCUAUUGUUUUGGUUGUAAUAAUGGCUCUGGUGAGGCAGUAUAGGGGUGAGCCGCAGUCCUCACGCAUGUCUCGCUUGAGUGAAGCAUCGACAGCCAGUUUCGGUGAAGGAUAUCCGAAUGAGGAGAGCCUAGAGGGUUAUCAUCAAGUUGGAAAGGUCAUGUUCAAGCCAGAAGACAUCCUUGGCUAUGGCUGUGAAGGUACCAUCGUCUACAAGGGUCGAUUCGACAAGCGAGAUGUAGCGGUCAAGCGAAUACUCCCGGAAUGCUUCAGUUUCGCAGACAGAGAGGUCAACCUGCUGCGGGAGUCGGACGAACAUCCGCACGUCAUCCGAUACUUCUGCACGGAGUCCGACAAACAGUUCAAGUACAUCGCUCUGGAGCUGUGCGCCGCGACCCUGCAGCAGUACGUGCAGAAUAAAGACUUUGAACGGCACGGUCUGGAGCCCGUAGAGCUGCUGUAUCAGGCCGUGUCUGGUAUAGCUCACCUCCACUCCCUAGGUAUCGUGCACAGGGACGUUAAGCCUCACAAUGUCUUGAUAUCCCAGCCUAAUGCACACGGCCAGGUCAAAGCCAUGAUCUCAGACUUUGGAUUAUGUAAGAAACUAGCUCAGGGAAGACAUUCUUUCUCGCGCCGAUCAGGUGCAGCAGGAACAGAAGGGUGGAUCGCACCAGAGAUGUUGGACGAUGAGAAAAGGACCACCUGUUCCGUUGACAUCUUCUCAGCUGGCUGUGUAGUGUACUACGUGUUGACCAUGGGGAAACACCCGUUUGGUGACUCCCUGCGUCGACAAGCCAACAUCUUGACAGGGGAAUAUAGCCUCGAUGACCUGUGCAUGAAAGAAGCGGUGAAAGAAGUUUCUCUGUCUCCCAUGUGGACAAGGAAAGUGCAGAAGCCGGCAGUGCUUCCCAAAAUAGAUGAAAGCCAACUUCUUGCAGCAAGAGAGUUGAUCAAGAUGAUGAUCAGGCAAGAUCCCACGAUGCGUCCAACGGCGAAUUCCGUCCUGAAGAGCCCGUUCUUCUGGAGCAAGGAGAAGCAGUUGCAGUUCUUCCAAGACGUGAGCGACAGAAUUGAGAAGGAACCGCUAGACGGACCACUCGUAACGGAGCUGGAAUUCGGUGGCAGGACUGUGGUGAAGGGAGACUGGCGGUCGCGUAUCGGCGUGGAGCUUCAGACGGAUCUCAGAAAGUUUCGCUCGUACAAGGGUAGUUCGGUACGGUGUCUCCUACGAGCCAUGCGCAACAAGAAACACCACUACUUGGAUCUGCCGCCGGAUGUUAGGCGCGCUUUGGGCAGCGUUCCUGACGAGUUUGUGUCGUAUUUCACCCGUCGCUUCCCGAUGCUUCUCUGGCACGUAUACAAAGCCAUGCUGAUUUGCAAGAACGAGAGAGUCUUCCAGGGGUACUACGAAAAGAACGACGAGUCCAUGGGACCCACGAAACUGCAGCAGACAAAUAAGAAAGAUUCAAAAGAGGGCGUAGAAGAAGUGAAGUCUGAAAACGAACAACAGCAGAAGGAAACAGUGAAGAAUUCUGAAGCAGUCGACAAAAAAUUAGACAAAGGAAAUAAUCUCCAAAUACACCAGAGAAAUGGUAAUGCAUCAUCUUAAUUGCUGUACCUAUGAAUUGAAGAAGGACCAAAAUUAUCUCAUUAGAAGUUACUGUAGUUAAAUAAUUCAAGGAAGAAAGUUCUUAAUUUGUAUAUAAAACUAUUUACACAGAGAAUGUACUUGGAAAAAUGAUUGAUGUGUAUUUUUGCUCUGGAAGAAGCUCACAACUAUUUUAACACAGAUGUAUAAAUACUACUUGUGACUUAUACAUGUAUUAACUAAUAUUUUGCUUGUCAUUUAUAUGAAUACUAUGAUAAUCAUGUACAGUAAAUAUUGGAAAAAUCUGUAUAUAGCAUUGAGUACUGGUAUGUAUAUGUAUUUGGAGGUAUGCUGCUCUGGUAAACAAGAAAAUUGUUUGGAAUGGAAUUGUAAUUUUUAAACUAUGAAUUAUUGUACUCAAGCUGAACAAGGAGGGUGUUAAUUAAUGGAGUUGGGGUUGCAUGUUUACCUAUGUAAAAGAUUCACUUGUGACUUGGUUAUUUUUCCUGAUCUUGUUCUUGACAGGGGUGCCUGGAAUUAAUGUGAAAAUAUCUCAAAGCUUGGUAUGCUGGUUCAGUUCAGUAGGUGUGUGUCUGAGAACUAUGUCCUAUCUUUACUGUGUGACAGAAGGCACUUUUAUGCUUUCCCAAUUUACCAUAGUGUCAUGUGUUCCAUGUGAGAUUGGUUCAUAAUU